GAGACUCACUACCGCGCCCGUUCUAUCCAUUCCCGACCCUACUUUGGAGUUCACCGUCUAUAGUGAUGCUUCGAAGAUGGGUUUUGGGAUGUGUCCUUAUGCAGCAGGGGAGGGUCGUAGCCUAUGCUUCGAGGCAGCUGAAGCCUCACGAGCAGAACUACCCCACUCACGAUCUUGAGUUAGCUGCAGUCGUUCAUGCCUUGAAGAUUUGGCGGCACUACCUAUAUGGAGGCAAGUGUGAGAUUUUUACCGACCACAAGAGCCUAAAGUAUAUUUUCACUCAGAAGGAGCUGAAUAUGCGGCAGCGUAGAUGGUUGGAACUGGUCAAGGACUACGAUUGCACGAUUAGCUACCAUCUUGGGAAAGCUAACGUGGUAGCCGUUGCCCUUAGAGGCAGUGGAGGCAGUGGAGCCGCCUCCGACAGCCAGGGGUAUGUUGACCUCUUUGGUUGUGGGACCAACUCUUCAAAAAGGAUGAAUGCCAUUACCAGGCUAAUCAACUCCAGAGGGGAGGAACUCACUAAUCAGAGGGACAUUCAUAACCACAUUUCAAAAUUUUAUAACUCCCUCUUCUCAUCAGAAGGAUCUUGGGGUGGGGACUCCUUGUUGCAACUUAUCACUCCAGCUAUUUCUCAUGAUAUGAACCAAGCUCUUCUGCUACCUGUGGAAGAGGAUGAGAUCAAAUCACCUCUUUUCAGCCUACAUCCUGAUAAAGCACCGGGAGAAGAUGGUAUGAAUGCUCUUUUCUAUCAGCACUUCUGGAGCUUAAUUAAAUCUGACUUCAUUUCUGCUGUCUUGAGUUUCUUUCAAUCUAGUCAAAUGCUUCAGUACUGGAACCACACGAUUCUCUCUUUGAUUCCUAAGUGUGCUUCCCCUGAUACUAUUUGUAA
Messenger RNA from Striga hermonthica, 889 nucleotides. The record is from the annotation of a GenBank genome assembly. NCBI's taxonomy places the organism in Eukaryota, Viridiplantae, Streptophyta, Magnoliopsida, Lamiales, Orobanchaceae.